This is a messenger RNA of Somion occarium, 1971 nucleotides long. NCBI's taxonomy places the organism in Eukaryota, Fungi, Basidiomycota, Agaricomycetes, Polyporales, Cerrenaceae. The record is from the annotation of a GenBank genome assembly.
AGCAAGCUAAUAUCUCUUACUCUUGACCACCACGAUCUGGUUUCGCUUUUCCUCCGUGACCUUGUCUUUGGGCAUCGGGUUUGGUAUACCCAUUUGUACACUAAUCAAUUCAUGAUUCAAGUCUGAUAUCGCAAGCAAAUCGUGCUCAACGUUAUCAAUAAAGCGACCUUGACUACUUAUAGUACAUCCUCGUGCAUACCCAAUAUUAGCAACAUGACUUUCGUGUGCCAACAGUGCAAGCACCCAUUGCAAGUAGCUUGAUUCUUCUUUGGUUGAUCUUUCGCCUUCGACUUAUGACAUGAUAGCUGCAUCAUUGCCGCCAGCUUCUUCUUCGUCUUCCCGACUGCCGCACAACUCUGAGAAGAUAGGUCUUAUUCCUUCCUCCGCCAAAGCACCUCGGCAACCGCGCGCUACAAAGGGGAAUCCCUCUUCUCCCCCACCUCGGGAUCGAGAUCUUGGAAGGCAUGUGCAGACGAACCGAGGAUUUGGGGCACCCAAUGAGUCUUUCGUGCUCCUUCAGGACUCCAUUAUACGAAACAUACCUUCUCCAGUACCCUCUCCUACGCCACUCCAGAAGGGCUCUACACCUAAAUCUCGGCAGAAUAUACCGUCAUCGACGCAGUCUCCCGCUUCACAAGAGGAAAUUCAGCCAAAUCCUUCUCCGCUCUCCCAUCACCUGCGUUCUACCACUCGUCUCUUUAAUUUGCUCUCGAGCCGCACUGAAGUCGAUCAUCCCCUCUGUUCAGAGUGUACGCACAUCCUGCUGACGAAUCUGUCGAGGCAACUAGAAGAGAUCAAGAAAGAGCGAGAUGGAUAUAUCGCAUUCGAGAAAGAGGUACGCAAGGAGAAGGAACGCGAUAAGGACAGUGCUGGCAAGGCAGCCGACGCCGAACGAAAGAUUGAGAAACUCAAAGAAGAAGAGCGAUUUGCAAUUGAGCAGCUCAAAGCUGCUGAAGACGAACAUGCACAACUGGAGAAUGAACUCAAAGGCCUGGAACUCGAAGAGAAAGCACUAGAAGAGGAAGAAGCUGAGUUCUGGCGUGUACACAAUGCGCACCAAUUAAAGGCUGCCGAGCAAGCUUCUCAGCUGGCCGCUCUCAGGGCAGCCUACGCUGCAGAUUCAGCGAUUCUUGAGAAGCUUGAGCGUACAAAUGUCUACAAUGACGCUUUCUGUAUCGGCCAUGACGGUGUGUUUGGAACUAUUAAUGGCCUACGCUUGGGCAGGGUUCCUGGAGUACCAGUGGAAUGGGCGGAAAUCAAUGCUGCUUGGGGGCAGACGCUCCUGUUGCUUUACACUAUCGCGCGGAAGCUUGAUUUUACAUUUGAGAACUACCGGCUUGUACCAAUGGGAUCAUUUUCCAGGAUUGAAAGAACAACAGGAGACAAGGCCACAUAUGAACUGUAUGGUUCAGGUGACCUGCACUUGGGUCGUUUGCUGCACAAUCGGAGAUUCGACUUUGCCAUGGUCGCUUUUCUUGAUUGUUUGCAACAGAUUAUAGACUACGUGAAAUCUCAGGACCCUCAUGUGGAGUUCCCACAUCAGAUCCUGAAAGACAAGAUUGGUGAGGCGUCCGUGAAACUUCAAUUCAGUCAAGAAGAGAUAUGGACUCGUGCGCUACGGCAUGUGCUCUUGGCCGUGAAGAUUCUCCUGAAGUGGGCGACGAAUGGUAGCAAUGGCUAGUGAUAGCUACUCAUGCAGCGAUCGAAGGGAAUCUUUGCCACAUAAACUCUCUACAGGUUCGGCAUCCACAGAUGUAUUCGAAUACGCUUGCUUGCGUCAUUCUGCUUGUAGGUGUCGCGGAACGUUCUUUUACGUACAUCACUGUCUGUAUUGACAAACCCGAGAGCUUACAUGGAAAUUCGAUUACUUUCUUGAGAAGUUGAACAGAUCAAUCUCGAGACUUCUUAUACAAUCUUCUGCUGCUCUGCCGUGACCAUCCGUGAACGAUUGCAUAAAAGACUCUCGUAUGU